CAAAGACGCACAUUUGAAUUCGUAUUUGUUUGAUUGUUGGGAUCGAUUUGAAUCUAAUUGGAGCUGAAGAAGCUGCUCUAGCUUCGAAUUGAAUUCUAGAUCGACGAUCAUAGUGAUGUGGACGAGGUCUUUUGAUUUGAGCUUGACGACUACUAGUGUGAAUUUCUUCUCUGCUCACUGAGGAAUUUUUGUUUAUGUCGAGGAACGGACGAAUGGCGUCGUCGGAUCUUAGCAGAGCCGGUCCAGUGACGAGGGAUAUUGAGCAGGCUAUCACUGCCCUUAAAAAGGGAGCUUAUUUGCUUAAGUAUGGCAGAAGGGGAAAGCCUAAGUUCUGUCCAUUUCGCCUUUCCAAUGAUGAAUCUGUUUUGAUAUGGUUUUCGGGGAAGGAGGAGAAACAUUUGAAGCUAAGUCAUGUUUCCAGGAUCAUAUCUGGGCAGCGCACUCCUAUUUUUCAGAGAUAUCCACGUCCCGAGAAGGAAUAUCAAUCGUUCUCGCUAAUAUAUGAUGAGAGGUCACUGGAUGUGAUAUGCAAAGAUAAAGAUGAAGCUGAAGUGUGGUUUAGUGGUUUAAAAGCCUUGAUAUCUCGUUGUCAUCAACGGAAAUGGAGGACCGAAUCGAGAAGUGAUGGAACGCCAUCCGAAGCUAAUAGUCCGAGAACAUAUACCCGGAGAAGCUCCCCUUUACAUUCUCCAUUUAGUAGCAAUGAAAGUUUCCAGAAGGAGGGCUCAAAUCACCUUCGUCUUCACAGUCCAUAUGAGAGCCCGCCUAAGAAUGGCAUUGACAAGGCAUUUUCAGACAUGUCGUUGUAUGCAGUUCCUCCAAAAGGUUUUUUUCCCCCAGAUUCGGCAACUAUGUCCGUUCACUCUUUGUCAUCUGGAGGUUCAGAUACACUACAUAGUCACAUGAAAGGAAUGGGUAUGGAUGCUUUUAGAGUUAGUCUGUCAAGUGCGAUUAGUUCGUCGAGCCAUGGUUCUGGUCAUGAUGAUGGAGACACAUUGGGAGACGUUUUCAUGUGGGGAGAAGGAAUAGGCGAAGGUGUUUUGGGUGGUGGAAAUCAUAGAGUUGGAAGUUCGUUGGAGAUCAAAAUGGAUUCCUUAUUGCCAAAAGCUUUAGAGUCUACUAUAGUACUUGAUGUCCAGAAUAUUGCUUGUGGUGGACAACAUGCUGUCCUUGUGACAAAACAAGGAGAAAGUUUUUCUUGGGGAGAGGAAUCUGAAGGUAGGCUUGGCCAUGGUGUAGAUUCCAAUGUUCAACAUCCAAAGCUCAUUGAUGCCCUCAGUACCACAAAUAUUGAGCUUGUAGCAUGUGGUGAAUACCAUAGUUGUGCAGUUACUCUAUCAGGGGAUUUGUAUACCUGGGGUAAAGGAGAUUUUGGUAUUCUGGGACAUGGAAAUGAAGUCAGUCACUGGGUCCCCAAAAGAGUAAAUUUUCUGAUGGAAGGGAUACAUGUAUCAUCCAUCGCUUGUGGACCUUACCACACAGCUGUUGUGACUUCCGCUGGGCAGUUGUUUACAUUUGGUGAUGGGACCUUUGGUGUUUUGGGUCAUGGAGACAGGAAAAGUGUUUUCAUACCUAGAGAGGUAGACUCCUUGAAAGGUCUUCGCACUGUUCGGGCAGCCUGUGGUGUAUGGCACACAGCCGCAGUUGUAGAAGUCAUGGUUGGGAGCUCGAGCUCUAGUAACUGCUCUUCAGGAAAGCUCUUUACAUGGGGUGAUGGUGACAAGAGUCGUCUUGGUCACGGUGACAAAGAACCAAAACUUGUGCCUACCUGUGUUGCAGCUCUUGUAGAACCCAAUUUUUGUCAAGUUGCGUGCGGACAUAGCCUAACUGUUGCACUUACAACAUCGGGCCAUGUCUAUACUAUGGGUAGUCCUGUUUAUGGUCAGCUUGGAAACCCACAUGCAGAUGGAAAGGUUCCAACCCGUGUUGAAGGUAAACUUCACAAGAGUUUUGUCGAAGAGAUUGCUUGCGGUGCUUAUCAUGUUGCAGUUUUAACUUCAAGGACUGAGGUUUACACUUGGGGGAAAGGUUCAAAUGGUAGACUAGGCCAUGGGGAUGCAGAUGAUCGAAAUUCCCCGACAUUGGUUGAGUCUCUGAAGGAUAAACAGGUGAAAAGUAUUGCCUGUGGUUCUAACUUCACCGCAGCUGUCUGCCUUCACAAGUGGGCAUCAGGGAUGGACCAGUCCAUGUGUUCAGGUUGCCGUCAGCCUUUCAAUUUCAAGAGAAAGCGGCACAAUUGUUAUAACUGUGGACUUGUGUUUUGCCAUUCUUGCACUAAUAAAAAGUCCCUGAAGGCUUGUAUGGCACCGAACCCGAACAAACCAUAUAGAGUGUGUGAUAGGUGUUUCAAUAAAUUGAAAAAGGCCAUGGAAACGGAUCCAUCAUCUCAUUCUUCUUUGAGUCGAAGAGAAAGUGUCAACCAAGGAUCAGAUGCAAUUGACAGAGAUGAGAAGUUGGAUACUAGAUCCGACGGACAGCUAGCUAGAUUCUCAUUGUUGGAGCCCAUGAGGCAAGUGGACAUUCGAUCCAAGAAAAAUAAGAAAUAUGAAUUCAAUAGUAGUCGUGUCUCACCAAUACCAAGUGGAGGCUCUCAUCGGGGUUCACUAAACAUAACCAAGUCUUUUAAUCCAACUUUCGGAUCAUCGAAGAAGUUCUUCUCAGCGUCAGUUCCUGGUUCCCGAAUUGCGUCUCGGGCAACUUCACCAAUAUCAAGACGUCCUAGCCCACCUCGCUCAACAACGCCAACUCCCACUCUUUUAGGACUAACUACACCAAAAAUUGUAGUGGAUGAUACCAAGAGAACCAAUGAUAACCUAAGCCAGGAGGUGGUUAUGCUAAGAUCUCAAGUUGAAAAUCUUACACGGAAGGCACAGCUUCAAGAAGUUGAACUGGAAAGAACAACCAAACAGCUAAAGGAGGCACUAGCAAUUGCAAGCGAAGAAUCAGCGAGAUGCAAGGCAGCUAAAGAUGUGAUUAAAUCACUUACCGCUCAAUUGAAAGACAUGGCUGAAAGACUACCUGUUGGAUCAGCUCGGACUAUUAAGUCACCUUCUCUUAAUUCAUUUGGUUCCAGUCCUGAUUACGCUGCCCCUUCGUCUAACACCUUAAACCGUCCAAACAGUCGAGAAACUGUUUCUGAUAGCUUAACCACCGUCCCAAUAUUUUCUAACGGGACCAGCACACCUGUUUUCGAUAGUGGAAGUUACCGACAGCAAGCUAAUCAUGCUGCUGAUGCGAUAAAUAGAAUCAGCACACGAUCAAAAGAAAGUGAACCCCGUAAUGAAAAUGAAUGGGUUGAACAAGAUGAACCUGGUGUGUACAUCACUCUCACAGCCUUAGCGGGAGGUGCAAGGGAUCUCAAACGUGUCCGUUUCAGUCGGAAGCGGUUUAGCGAGAAACAAGCAGAAGAAUGGUGGGCAGAGAACAGAGGAAGAGUGUACGAACAAUACAAUGACGAUGACCUACUGCCUCUACUUACCGUGAAAGAGACGUUAAUGUAUAGCGCCAAAUUCAGUUUGAGAGAUUCAACGGCUAAGGAAAGAGAAGAGAGAGUGGAGAGCUUAUUGAGUGAUCUCGGUCUUGUUCUAGUCCAAGACAGCUUCGUUGGAGAAGGAGACGAUGAAGAUCGUGGUGUUUCGGGCGGAGAAGGAAGAGAGUUCUGCAAGAUCAUCUACAGAACAAAGCAGUUAUUCCUGGCGCGAACAAUGCAAGCGGUUGUAGCCGGAUUAGGUCUAGGCAGCGUCUACACAAGACUCAAGCGUGACGAAGAAGGUGUAGCAGAGCGGCUAGGGCUCUUUGCCUUCAGCUUAAGCUUCCUCCUCUCUUCCACAGUGGAAGCACUUCCCAUAUACCUCCGAGAACGUCGCGUUCUGAUGAAAGAAUCAUCUCGUGGAUCCUACCGAAUCUCAUCCUACAUGAUCGCCAACACCAUCGCAUUUGUACCGUUCCUCUUCGUUGUAUCUCUCCUCUUCUCCAUCCCAGUCUACUGGAUCGUAGGCCUAAACCCAUCGAUUCAAGCCUUCUCCUUCUUUGUCCUCUGCGUCUGGCUCAUCAUUCUCAUGGCCAGUUCUCUGGUGCUCUUUCUCAGCGCAGUUUCUCCUGACUUCAUCUCCGGUAACUCCCUCAUCUGCACCGUUCUUGGAGCCUUCUUCCUCUUCUCCGGCUACUUUAUCCCCAAAGAGAAGAUCCCAAAACCAUGGAUGUUCAUGUACUAUGUGUCACUGUACCGUUACCCGCUGGAGUCUAUGGUGGUGAAUGAGUACUGGAGCAUGCGAGAGGAAUGCUUCUCCAGCGGGAACAUGGGCUGCUUGAUGACCGGAGAGGAUGUGUUGAAGGAGAGAGGGCUUGACAAGGAUACGAGAUGGAUCAAUGUCGGGAUCAUGCUUGCCUUCUUCGUUUUUUAUCGAAUCCUCUGCUGGGGGAUUCUACUCAGAAAGGCUUCCAAGUCAACCCAUUAAAGAUUUCUUUGUAUAGAGAGAAACAAAAUGCAUUUACUUACUGUAUAUCCUGUCACCAUAUACAGGUUUGAGGUUUCAGUCUUAUGUUCAUACAUCAAUAUAACCUAAGGAGUAAU
Messenger RNA from Arabidopsis arenosa, 4573 nucleotides. The record is from the annotation of a GenBank genome assembly. Lineage: Eukaryota; Viridiplantae; Streptophyta; Magnoliopsida; Brassicales; Brassicaceae.